AUGGAUGGAGAAAUGGAAGAUGCGGAGGCGAUGAUGAUGCGAACGGCACAAACGCGCACCAGCAACGGCGGCGUAUGUCAGUUCAGGGCAGGCCAGGUCGGUCGGUUACAGUCUACUAGUACCAUCAACUCUCAGUUCAGGAGUUUUUACGGCGUACAGGCGGGAACAACAAAAUGCGGGCUGCAGAAAGGUCUUGGGGUUCACGCCCCCUCCAUUCCUCGCUGGUGUUCUGUCGACACGCCCCCUCCUUUCUGCAUGCCAUCCCCCUUGUUCAUGCCUCGCUGGUGGAUCCAGUACUAG
Messenger RNA from Colletotrichum truncatum, 300 nucleotides. NCBI's taxonomy places the organism in Eukaryota, Fungi, Ascomycota, Sordariomycetes, Glomerellales, Glomerellaceae. The record is from RefSeq and is a predicted model, not a curated record.